AAUUAGCAGUAGCCUUUGAACCCAUUUUGGUUUAGUUUGUUGAUACUCCAGUAAAUCUCAUUGAAAACUAGAUAGGAAACAUGGAAGGUGUGAAGAGUUUGAUCAUGUGUGCUCUGGUGCUAGGCUUAGUCCUGCAGCAGGAGAAGAUCCAUGUGGAAGCUAAGAGCUGCUGCCCAUCCACCUCGGCAAGAAACGUCUAUAACUCAUGCCGUUUCGCGGGUGGCUCAAGGGAAGCCUGUGCUAAACUAUCUACCUGCAAACACUUUGAUGGGAGCUGCCAGCCACCUUACGAUCACCUCACCCUUAACUAUGAUGGGGGCUGCUGCCCAUCCAGCACGGCAAGAAACAUCUAUACCUCAUGCCGUUUCGUGGGUGGCUCAUAUGACUCUUGUGCUAGACUCUCUGGCUGCAAAAUUGAUUUUGGGAGAUGCCAGCCACCUUACGAUCACCUCACCCUUCACUCUGACACGGAGAAAUCAGAUGUACUUGACUUCUGCAAGCUGGGAUGUACUUCUUCAGUGUGCAGCAAGAUAAACACUUUUGCUGCCAAUGAAGGAGUGAAUGCUGCCGUGGAGCGUUGCGAGCAUGCAUGCGAUCGCUUCUGCACAAAUGAAGCUCAGACUGUCACCGUUGUGUCCUAAUCAAACGCAACAUGCAACCAGAAAGGGUUUCACACACAUCGAAGCCCAUACGAGGCUAUGAACCUGGAGUAGUCAUAAAUAAGUUGGAUAUCCUGAUAUCCAAGCCAGUGUGCUAUCAACUUCUCUUGUUUUGUGUCUCUUUGUAUUUCCAAUAAGCCAUGAUAAUUGCAAUAUGUUGUCUUGUCCUGAGGACAUGAGCAUACGAUAAGCGAUGAUAUCAUUGGCAAAUAAAUAAACUUUCUCAUUUGUUUUA
This is a messenger RNA of Oryza sativa Japonica Group (Japanese rice), 894 nucleotides long. The record is from RefSeq and is a predicted model, not a curated record. Lineage: Eukaryota; Viridiplantae; Streptophyta; Magnoliopsida; Poales; Poaceae.